CGGGCUCAAUCCUCGGUUCAGAGUGCGUUAAAAUUAUUGCUCUAUGAAAUGCCCGUCACUGAGCGCUGACUUAUGGCAGGGUAUACAGAGUGAGGACUAUUUGGCCAUAAUGAAGCAUGCCUCAGAGGACCAAAACGAGAUAACGGUCCUAGCUAAUGCUGUAAACAUCCUCCUCAACGACGUGGAAUCGUUUCACUCAAAUCUCAUGUGCUUGAUCACGCAAACGUCCCUCGCAGCUGUCUUUCGACGUUCGGCCAUCUCUAGCAUUCUUACUCCUAUCCGAGAUAUUGCUGUAGAAUUCUACGGGGCCAUCUCCGCUAUGUGGAAGGAGGUGUCUCUGUUUCUUAAGCAAGGGUUGAAAAUCUUGCGCUCAGAAACUUCGCAUAACGAUAUCGCAAACGCCGAACAUUAUAUACGCGCCGCUCAGGUAGACUAUCUGAGAGCCUGUCAAAUCAUUGAAUCCCAAUUUGAGGAUCUUUUGUGGGACAGCGAGGAGCUCCUAAUCGCAGAGCUCCGAGGCUCUUGUGGGUUAGAGAUACUGCUUCGCCUCACCAAACAGUUUUUCACCUUAUCCUCUUACCGGCUUAUCGUUAUGGAGGGUAUUCCUCGGCGUCUUUCGAUGCUCUGGGACGACGGGCGUGAGAUUCUAGAUUGCCUGAAUCACCUGGGAGAGGUGAUGAGCAGGAUUCAGAUACGCUUUCGGAGUCCCGAAUGGCGAACGUAUUAUGCAGGUCGAGAGGACAUUAUCAGGCUGUUAACCGAAACUUUCCAUUACACAUCUAAGUGGCAUCAUUCGGUUGAAGUUCGCAUCUGGCGUUCAUAUGAGUACAACUCCCAGGAACUCCUCGUCAAGAAACAGUACGUGGGACUAUGGGAUCCUAAUGAGUUCGUGUGGGACUGGUAUUCAUGGUGGAGUUAGGGUAGGUCUGAUAGGAAUCAAAUGUAAAAGACAAUGCAGCAUACAAAGGAUGAUAUAUACUAUUGUUGUUUUACUUGCCGAGGUCUCCAGGUCCAUUAGCAUUGAAGUCUUUGGGUGACGUCGGUUGCAUAACAUAGUAGAACUAAGAAACUAUGUCUCCC
Desarmillaria tabescens is the source of this 1080-nucleotide messenger RNA. RefSeq lists its product as uncharacterized. The coding region runs from base 44 to 919 and encodes 291 amino acids. The record is from RefSeq and is a predicted model, not a curated record. The transcript has 2 exons. NCBI's taxonomy places the organism in Eukaryota, Fungi, Basidiomycota, Agaricomycetes, Agaricales, Physalacriaceae.